CAUACGAGGGUUGUUGAGUGAAGAUGAUCUAUGAUGUGAACUCUGUUCUUUUCAGAUCUUUUCUGAGCCAAAAGGGUGGCUCCUCCGACAAAAGGAAAGGUGACGACAAGCCAAGAGAACAGAAGCCCAAAGCCAGCGACAACAAACCUGUUAUGAAUGAAUGAAUGAAUGAAUAGAUCUGCUUGUAAUUUUGCUUUUACCUCUUCUGAUAUUUCAGUUGUAAGGAUCAUCAUUUUAAUGAAAAUUUAAGUUCCUUUCCUUUGAAA
Camelina sativa (false flax) is the source of this 266-nucleotide messenger RNA. RefSeq names its product wound-induced basic protein-like. Lineage: Eukaryota; Viridiplantae; Streptophyta; Magnoliopsida; Brassicales; Brassicaceae. The record is from RefSeq and is a predicted model, not a curated record.